AGGCGGGGCGAGCCCGGCUGCGCGCGCUUAUGACACUCUGUUGAGGAGCCAAGAUGGCAGCAGCCGUGUUCCGAGCCGCUUUGCCGAUCUGGAGGAGCUGCCUCCGUCGGAACUACGGGCGACGGAAGCUGAGCCAGACCCAGGGGCCUCCUGAUAACCCCGGCUUUGUGGAGUCUGUGGAUGAGUACCGAUUUGUGGAGCGCCUGCUCCCCCCUACCAAAAUCCCAGAGCCACCAAAACAUAAACAUUAUCCUACUCCUAGUGGUUGGCAGCCUCCCAGAGAUCCUCUUCCCAGCUUGCCCUACUUUGUUCGUCGCUCUCGGAUGCACAAUAUUCCUGUCUACAAGGAGAUCACACACGGAAACCGACAGAUGACCUUGAUUCGGAAGGUGGAAGGUGACAUCUGGGCCCUACAGAAGGAUGUGGAAGAAUUUCUGAGCCCACUGCUGGGAAAGACACCUAUCACCCAGGUUAAUGAGGUGACAGGUACUCUUCGAAUCAAGGGCUACUUUGACGAGCAGCUUAAAGCCUGGCUUCUUGAAAAAGGCUUCUGAGGCCUGAUGGUCAGCCCUGUGGCGGUGGUCACCACAGACUGGCCUCCAGAGAGGAGGUGGAUUUGAGUCUCUGGAAUGGGAUACAAAGAUUAGGGCUUAAGUACUUAGGAUGAAAGGGCUUUGAGAUAAGGCCUUGCUUUCAUAAAGUGCAAGUAGACCUGUGUGUCCAAGUGUCCACUUGAGAGCUGUCCCAACAUGGGAGGCCACAGCAACAAUCAAGCUAACAAAAGCAGACAUUAACUGCUGUAUAGAUAAUCUCUUGUGCAUUGUGUGGAAGCAUCCCCUGUCAAUCAAAAGCUGAUGGCCAGUGAGCUGAGGCAGGACUAGAAGGCGGGGAAUCUGAUAGGGACAUUCCCCCUGGACUUUCCCCUGGACUCAGAGGAAGUGGGUGUGGCAAACUCGAGGAGAGGAAACCCACCAGCCAUGCGGUGACGUAGUCUCGUUUAAACGGGUUCAAUGGGCUAUGAACUAGUGGGAACAAAACUAGUUUAUGGCCAUAAGUAUUGCACAUACAAAUGAGCCUGUAAGUCAUAAUUCAGGAACUGGGCUGAGCACCAGUGGAAAAGCCCGAGAUUACAAACUGCUGUCCCAUUAUAAACUGUAAUACAUUUCCUUAUGUUUGCUGUUCUGGAAGCGACCACCCAACCCUGUUCUGGGGGCUUCACAGCAUAGACCCAUCAGGGAAUCAAUCCUUGACCUAGAGCUCCUGCUAUAGGCAGGGCAAGGUGGAAGCUAUGGAACAGAAGACACAGUGCAGCGAAAAGACAUGGACUGGAGUGGAUGAGACAAGCAAUAUCUUAGGUUCUGAGUGCUGUACUAGGUAGGGUUGGGGAAUCACCCUGUGACCUGUAAUCAACUAUACAGGGGUGGGUGUGAAGACAAAAUGUAGACCUUUCACUUCUAGCACCCACCUCACCAGUCACAUGUCCAACCCACCAUUAAACUGGCUAAAGUGUUAAACGGU
This is a messenger RNA of Mus caroli (Ryukyu mouse), 1518 nucleotides long. It is a transcript of the gene Mrpl49, whose product is annotated as mitochondrial ribosomal protein L49. Gene Ontology annotation, biological process: translation. NCBI's taxonomy places the organism in Eukaryota, Metazoa, Chordata, Mammalia, Rodentia, Muridae. Gene Ontology annotation, molecular function: structural constituent of ribosome. The record is from RefSeq and is a predicted model, not a curated record. Gene Ontology annotation, cellular component: ribosome; mitochondrial large ribosomal subunit.